Molecule: messenger RNA, 2178 nt
Organism: Xenia sp. Carnegie-2017
Lineage: Eukaryota; Metazoa; Cnidaria; Anthozoa; Malacalcyonacea; Xeniidae
Product: sodium-dependent multivitamin transporter-like
Exons: 15
Coding region: 153-1967 (604 amino acids)
Biological process (GO): transmembrane transport; sodium ion transport
Cellular component (GO): membrane
Molecular function (GO): symporter activity
Source: RefSeq, a predicted model, not a curated record
GCACAUCGGAUAUGGUUGAAUUAUCAACAAUAAGAUUGCUCGUGUUGUUAACUGCGUGAGCGUUCGCUGCACGAUCGGCUCGUAUAUGUUGAGCAAAUAAAGUACCAGAAUUGUACGCUGAACGUUGACUUGACGAAACACAGAUUCUCGAAAUGGCCGACAAAAGCUUUCAUGCCGUGGACUAUGUCGUGUUUGGUUUGAUGCUGUUGGUUUCGGCUGGCAUUGGUAUUUAUCAUGGAUGCACUGGAGGAAAACAGCGCACGACCAACGAAUAUUUGCUUGGAAAUCGGAGUAUGAAGACAUUUCCCAUAGCAAUAUCGUUGCUGGCGUCUUAUCUCUCCGCGAUAACUUUGCUUGGCGUCCCAAGCGAAGUUUUUACCUACGGCGCUCAAUAUACCGUAUUACUAUUCUCUUACUUCUUUCUAACGGCGACUGCUGCCGUUAUUUUCGUGCCGAUUUUUCAUAAUCUGCAUCUCACAAGUGCUCAUGAGUACCUUGAACUCAGAUUCGGCCUUGGAGUAAGGAGACUCGGCUGCUUCUUGUUUGUAUUUCAAUAUUUAUUGUAUCUUGCUGUUGUGCUGUAUGCUCCGUCAUUGGCUCUUCAAGCAGUUGCAGGUGUGCCCCUUGCUGCGUCGAUCAUUUCUACUGGAGUCGUUUGUACUUUUUACACCACUUUGGGUGGUCUGAAAGCCGUGGUGUGGACGGACGUUUUUCAAGCAACUGUUAUGGUCGCCGGUCUUAUAACUGUUUUUAUCGUAGGAACAAUUAAUGUCGGCGGGUUUGACAAAGUUUGGCAGAUAAACAAAGAAAGAGGAAGAUUAACAUUUUUCGAUUUUAAUCCUGACCCAACUGUUCGUAACACAUUUUGGACAUUGGCAAUUGGUGGUGCGUUUACGGCUAUGCCUCCAUGGACUGUAAGUCAGGCUGCAGUGCAAAGAUUUCUGGCUUCAAAAUCUGUUAAAGUUGCUCAAAGAGCGUUGUGGUGGAAUAUACCAGGUUUGAUAUUCAUUGUAACAUUUUGUUGUUUGGACGGUCUUGUUAUCUUUGCUGUCUAUUCAAAUUGCGAUUUGGAGAAAUCUCGAAAAGUUACAAGUAACGAUCAGGUCCUUCCCUAUUUUGUGAUCGACAAACUUGGCAAAUUGAUCGGUGUGCCUGGAAUUUUCAUGGCCUGUCUUUUCAGUGGUGCAUUAAGCACAGCAUCUUCUGGACUCAAUUCUUUGAUAACUGUCACGCUGGAAGAUCUUGUGAAAAAGAAAUGGACAAAUAUCUCUGACUUUGACGCUACGAAACUUUCCAAAAUGCUGGCUGUUGGUUAUGGUAUUGUCAUCAUGGUCGGGGCAUUUGGCGUGAAGUAUUUUGGUAGUCUUGUAUUGCAGCUUGCCUACAGUAUAUUUGGCAUCGUCGGUGGACCUCUUCUUGGAAUGUUUUUCUUGGGAGUUCUUGUUCCAAGAGCUAAUUACAAGGGUGCGUAUGUUGGUGCUGUGGUAGGAUUUGGUUUGACACUAGCAAUUGCUGUGGUUGGAAUGACCUAUCCUCCUGACAAAAACGUGAGCAGCAUUUCAAUCCAGAAUUGUACAGAUGAGAUCAGAGCAGAAUUUUUUAACGAAAGUGUGAAUGGAUUUUUUCCAAAUAGCUUUAAACCUCACAGUGAACCAAUUGCGAAGCUUGGAAGCUUGUCUUAUUUAUGGUACAGUGCUACAGCAGUCGCCACAACAUUUGUCGUUGGUGUAAUCGUCAGCCUUCUUUCUGAAACAAAGGAUGAUCGUUAUAAGCGUCCUAAUCCUGAGCUGCUCUUCGACAUCCCCAUGUUUUUCAAAUCAUUGUGCGGCAAAAAAGGAAGUUUGAUGAUAACCAGCGUUUCGUCUCAAUCUAUUGAUGGGCAAAAUGGAAUGUCCACAAGUCCAAAGAAAAAAAAGAACGAGGAAAAUGUUCAAAUGAACGAGAUGACGGACUCAUUGGUUCAAUAACUGUUCCUUUUUCACGUACUCUACAAUGACCGUGAAGUAUUAUGGGUCUACAACAUUUUUUUACACUGAUAUUUUGAUUUUUAACAAUUUUGGGAAGUGUAUUGUUUGUUUUUUUUUCUUUUAAAUUGUAGCUAAAUAUUGAAAUAAUUAAGACAAUUAAGCAUAUUUGAGCAGAUAUAUAUUAAAUACACUUGUUAUUAUAGAUUUUCAA